GCUGGUCGGGUGGUCGGGCUACUGCAGGCGGCAAGACAAGCGUGAAUUUGCUAGUGUUGGGAUCGAUCUGGCCGUGGCGGGCACGUUGAGGAGCCGCAAUCGGGAGCGCAGGGAAAGAAUGCAGAAUUAUUUCCAGGAUGGGCAGCGCAGACGAGGGAGGGCACAAUCACGGUCAAACUGUCAAUGCAUUGAGCUGCCCGACGCCCUCUGCCGCUCGCGAGCGAGGUUGGGGUUUAUUGGCAGCUAUCACGGGUCCAUGCUGCCGUCUGACAUCAUUUCGCGACCAUCGUUGCAUGCAUUGCCCAAUAGCAGCCAUCUAUGUUGCUGCUACGCCAACUCCACACACUCCGCACUCCACAGCGAGACAAACACGAGCCCAAGCAAGCAAUUCUUCCUCUCGCCGCGGCCCGUGGGAUGUAAGGAGGUCGUGCAGCCUCAGCAGGGUUUGUCGCCAACAACUCAACAAACUGCCAGUGGAGAUGAAAGCGGAGAAACGACCGACGAAAGCCGGGGUGCAUUCAUCGUCAGCGAUCCCCCAUCUCGAAAACACCACGUGAGCAGAUCUCACGAGCGCCCGGCCAAUGUCUGCAGCGCUGUACCGCUGCAGGGCUCCGUCAUACCACCGACGAUGCGGGGUCAGGAGUUGAUGUCUGGCGUUGGCAGAUGCUCUCCGCCUCAAGAUUAUGGAGCUGUGGGGCCUGGAGGUGGGCCACGUGAAGAUUUCGACUCCAGCCAUCGUAGCGUAUCGGGUAGCUAGCGAAAUGCAGUAACUGGGCGUCUGCAUUAAUUCUGUGAAAACCGGGGUUGUGAAUACAUACAAAAAGUGCAGGCCGAAAAUCCACCCGCACAGUGAGCCUCAACAGCUUCCAAACUUCAUCAAUGCGCCGGAGCACCUAAGACAGCACACGCGAAUA
Messenger RNA from Didymella exigua CBS 183.55, 914 nucleotides. RefSeq lists its product as uncharacterized. The record is from RefSeq and is a predicted model, not a curated record. Lineage: Eukaryota; Fungi; Ascomycota; Dothideomycetes; Pleosporales; Didymellaceae. The transcript has a single exon. Bases 119 to 757 code for a protein of 212 amino acids.